AUGGUUCUGAUGGGCCACGGUCAGAGCGAGGGAGAUAGGAUGAUCAUCAAGGACUUCCAGGUGUACGUCCGGGACUCUCUGCAGCACAUCGACCUGAUGAAGGCCCAGCACCCCUCUCUGCCUGUCUUCAUCCUGGGCCACUCCAUGGGCGGGGCCAUCUCCAUCCUGACAGCGAGUGAGAGAGCCAAUGACUUUGCGGGCGUGGUACUGAUCUCUCCCCUGGUCCAGAUGAACCCGGAUUCAGCGACGCCCUUCAAAGUGUUUGUGGCCAAGGUGAUGAACCAGUUGGCCCCCAGCCUCCCUCUGGGCUCCAUCCAGUCCAAUUGGAUCUCACGGGACCACAAAAAGGUGGAGGCGUACGACCAGGACGCGCUCAACUACCACGGCGGGCUGCGCGUGUCGUUCGCCAUGCAGCUGAUGGGGGCGGUGGAGCGCAUCCAGCGGGUGAUCCCGGCCAUCGCCUGGCCCUUCCUGCUGCUCCAGGGGGACACCGACAAGCUGUGCGACAUCAGCGGCGCCCGGCUGAUGUUCGAGCAGGCGGCGAGCGCCGACAAGAAGCUCAAGGUAUAUGAGGGAGCCUACCACGCUCUUCAUCACGAACUACCAGAGGUUUCCGAGUCGGUCCUCAAGGAAUUAACGUCAUGGUUAACAGAGCGACUGUCACCUCCCCAAUAAGAAUCCUAUGCUCCACCCACUGUACCCAGCCUCAGCCCGACAAAGCCCCCUAGGCUCCACCCACUGUACCCAGCCUCAGCCCUACACAGCCCCCUAGGCUCCACCCACUGUACCCAGCCUCAGCCCUACAAAGCCCCCUAGGCUCCACCCACUGUACCCAGCCUCAGCCCUACAAAGCCUCCUAGGCUCCACCCACUGUACCCAGCCUCAGCCCUACAAAGCCUCCUAAGCUCCGCCCACUAUCCAGCCUCAACCCUACGGUAAAUAAGAAUUGACUCCGCCCACUAUUGCUCAACAGCCAGCCUACCACUGAAGGACACUUCAACCACUGACUCAUGCCCAUCGCAAGACCUCAACCACGUCACUAGGGGUCAACCCCAAACAGCAGAGGCGGCCUAAAGCUCAGGCUGACUCUGCCCACUAUCCUGACCGCAACCCUAGAGCACAGACUUGCAGACUCCUCCAGCACUGAUGGCUCAAUGCACUUCAGUUUUUUCCCCAGGCUUUCCGGGCCAAGGUCCUGCCCCUCGCAGUCACCCGCCCCCCGGCCCCAAGCCCAGCGUGCCCUGCGUGUUGUUCCGCCGUCCCACACUGUUUUUACUGGUCUCGGGAAAACCACCAAGAAAACAUCUGUGUUGGGGCCCCACUCGCAUAGCUGAGGAUAAUCUAUCAAAGCUGGGUCUCUGCUGAGAGAUAAAAUACCACUUUACAACAUGGCAUUGAUCUAUGUCUACGGUUAAUAUUAUUUUUUAUUAUGUGUUGUUGUCCCCAGAAGGCUUUUAUUUUGAUGGACUAGCCUAUUAUGAAGUGACUGACACCCCAACACCUGGCAUCCAUAGCACUACUCUGGUCACGAAGGUCGAGGGGGAAUUAAAUUAAUUAAAAAACAUUAGAGCAUCUAACAACUUCCCUCCCGCUCUCUCCUAUAAAUAUUGAUCUUUCCGUCAAUAUUCACUCACCACAGCAUGGAGGGUCAGGGAGCCAAAUGCCUCUCACACGCACCCCCGUGACCCUUGACCUUGGCAGGGUCACGGCCGAGAGCAACAAUAGAGGAUGACCCCAGAUGUCAUUUGCUCUUUAUUAAGGCAGUGAAGACGGCAUCUGUGGCCCAGCCUGAAGACAAGUGAAGUCGUCUUCAGUGUCUUACUGAUGAUCAUCUUAGUUUACACAUCCUCACCUCAGGCCUCGUUCAUUUAGUGUUUAUUUUCUUCUGUCUUUUACCCUGCCGUUUCUGGCAUGCAAUUUCUUUGGCGUGUCUCUGACCUUGGUUGGGUAGUUGGGUAUCCCAUCCCUUUGCCCCAGUGUUGUUUAUUUACAUUCCCUGUCUUUUUUCGCAGCUGGUCUUGCCUCUUGCAAGCUGUAGUCUCAGACUGAUCCAGCUACGUCCUGCAUUCCACGAGUUGUCUGACCUGAUUCGACCUUGGAUCAUGAGGUGUGGGGGGGGGGGGGGGGGAACGCUCACAUUGCGCAACAUUUUCCCCGUAGGGAUCAGAGAUCAUGGUAUGGAUUCUAUUGAUAUUUGGGUUAUGGUUUGUUUUCCAAAGUACCUUAAUUAAGACUCCCUUUGGCCACGAGUACAUUUGAGAUGUUUUAAGUUCAGUCGAAAUAGAUCACUAACAACUGUUUGGACUGUUCUACUUUUCUUUACCUCCGUACUACAAACGAAUUGCAGCAGGAAUUCUGGGCGUCACUCCUUACGGUAUCCAUGGUGAACCUUCUCAUGCGUUGCCACGGAAACAUCCUUCUUUUUCUUUCCGCUUUUUUUUUUAUUCCCAUAUGUUAAGUUACCCAAGGUAGCAGGUUUAUUGAACAAUACAUCCUCUCUUUCUUUAAGCACUAUACAUUUUUUUAUCAGUGCUUUUCGACUCUUUUUCAAAUCCCUCUAUUGUGUCUUUUUCUGUUGUAGCCCUGUAUUCAUAUUUCUCCUCUGACCGUGUCAGGAACCAGGGUGUCUCGUAGUUAGUUUUUUUAUUAUCUCAACCCUUUCAUACUGCACAGAAGUGGCAGGUCCCAAUUCCCCCCCCCCCCCCCAAGUUGCCGUGGAGACAAGCAGGCAUUGUUCUGCCUUCACAGAGGCUGUUGUUUCUAUUCCAUUGUCGUGGUGCCAUAAUGGCCCCACACCGCCCCCAGUGGUCAAUUAUCACCACUGCAGGAAGGUUCGAAAUUUGAAGAGAUGUCAUUUGUUCGAGACAACAUCCCACAGCUCAGACAAUUCCACUGGGACAUAUUCCAAGAGUCCACUGGGAAACACUUGACAAUCCACAUUGUUAUACUCGACUGUUAUGGCUGCGUGGGCCGUCGCGGCGGUAGGGUGUGCGUUGUUAUAUGUGCACCACCUGUGAUGUCACACGUACAAAUCGAGCCGCCGCGAUUAGCAUCGGACGGCAGUGGCGAGAGAGAGAGAGAGAGAGAGAGAGGGGGAGUGAGCGAGAGGCUGACUCUUUCCGUAACCAUGGCAGCACCUUUUUGAAAGGCAAACUUGAGGAGUAUGUGUUUGUUAACGACCCAGAUCAGGUCUGGCCAGCAGCCAAUGAUGUCGUUCCCUUGUUCUAAAGGCUCAAAGGGAAAAGGGGAAACCACACACGGAUGAACAAGCAAACAACCAUGUGUACUAGCAUCCAUAUCGCACUCGCUCUCUCUCGCUCCGUUUCACCAGGAAACAAUUUCAGAAUUGAUUUGUGAUUGCAGGUGUAUUUAGAUCUAUCUUUAUUUCCUGAGAGUUUAUGGCCCAUACCCUUUUACGGCUGCUCUUUGAGGUCUUUAUGGCCUGAUAUAUGAUGAGAUGAUGUAAAUAACAUAGGAGGACAUGGGUAGGAGACGACGCAGAUUUUUUUAAAGGCAAAGCCACAACACAAAGAAACAUUACAUCUAAUUGGUCCAAGGGUUAAAAUCGUUCUAUCAAAGUGCCACGUAAUUGGACAGCAGGUUUGAAGACAGCAAUAUUCUUUAAUAUUAAAAAAAAGGAAGAUUGAACUUUACACAAUGACUGUUUCCUCUGUGAGCUGUUGCAUGUGAAAUAGUGGUUUGAAAACCUUAGCCAUGUAGCUCUUUCGUGUUUGACUUUAGUUUUCCCUAUAACGUAUAAGGAAAUUACACUUAACCUGAGCGAGACAGGUUGCGGUGGUUGGUCCUCAGGCAAAAUACAUAUUAAAGACCAAUAGAACUGUUCAACCUGCACUUUGUAGCUUUCCUACUGCAGCUAUUGACUAGAACUCUCACUACAACGCAAACCACUAGAUGGUGCUAAAUGGGUAAACGUACAUAGUGCAGGUUUAACUUUGGAAAGAUAGGACCACAUUAGUGAAAAUAAUGGUUGAUGUGUCAAUCUCUGAAGCACAGGGCUUUCUAUCAGUUUAGCUCUGGGAUAACUCAUCAAUUAAUAAAGCUAUAAUGUAUAUAGAUCAUUACUUUUUUUUU
Molecule: messenger RNA, 4092 nt
Organism: Gadus chalcogrammus (walleye pollock)
Lineage: Eukaryota; Metazoa; Chordata; Actinopteri; Gadiformes; Gadidae
Gene: mgll
Product: monoglyceride lipase
Exons: 6
Coding region: 1-675 (224 amino acids)
Cellular component (GO): membrane
Molecular function (GO): lipase activity
Source: RefSeq, a predicted model, not a curated record